Molecule: messenger RNA, 1484 nt
Organism: Camelus dromedarius (Arabian camel)
Lineage: Eukaryota; Metazoa; Chordata; Mammalia; Artiodactyla; Camelidae
Gene: MORN1
Product: MORN repeat containing 1
Exons: 12
Coding region: 104-1396 (430 amino acids)
Source: RefSeq, a predicted model, not a curated record
AUUGUUAUCGCCCAGAGACUGAGCCCGAGGCCACGCCCCUCGAGACCAAUGAGCCAGUGGAGGAGGACUAUGUGGUUGCUAAGGGAAACCUUCAAGCGGCAAGAUGGCGUCCUCCAGUGAGGGACGCCCCAGCUACCGCCCGCCGCGCAGGGACCAACCCGGGCGGCCUCCGCGGGACGGUUACGGAGUCUAUGUGUACCCAAAUUCUUUCUUUCGAUACGAAGGAGAAUGGAAAGGAGGAAAGAAACACGGUGAGGACCGUCUGUGGCCUCUUCCUGCAGCCUCACCGCUGACAGCCCGUUUCCCACUGGAGCUGGGGGCAGGUCGGGGGAAGCUGCUAUUCCGAGACGGGGGUUACUACGAAGGCGAGUUUGUGGACGGAGAGAUCACAGGGGAGGGCCGCCGGCACUGGGCCUUGACAGGGAGCACCUACACUGGACAGUUUGUUUUGGGCGAGCCUCAAGGACAUGGCAUCAUGCUGUACAAAGCCGGCGGGUAUUACGACGGGGAGCUGUCCGGCGGCGCGAGAGAAGGGCAGGGGCGUCUGGUGGACGCGGACGGACAGGUGUACUGCGGGUCGUUUCAUGACAACAGGCGGCACGGCCGAGGGUGGAUGGUCUUCCGGAAUGGUGACGAGUAUGACGGCGACUGGGUCCAGGACCGGCGCCAGGGCCACGGGGUUCUGAGCUGCGCUGACGGCUCCGUCUAUGAGGGUCAGUGGCACAGCGACGUCUUCAGUGGACUGGGCAGCCUGGCCCACUGCUCUGGGGUCGUCUACCGAGGGAUGUGGGUCAACGGCCACCCCAUGGCGCAAGCCACGAGGAUGGUGAUUCUGGGUCCAGAGGUGUUGGACGUGGCCCAGGGAGCUUCUCUCACUUUGACGGUCCAGCUGCAGCAGGCGGACGGGGAAGUGGCCAAGGGCGAGGACGGCAGGGUUUUGAAGGUCUCAGCGGGUGUCAGGCGUGUGCAGCUCCCAGCAUACUCGGAGGUCAGCUUCUUCAAAGUGGACGAAGGUGGCAGAGAGACACCCAUCCAGACCCCAUUCGGGUUCCAGUGUCUCUCCUUCCCUCUGUCCAGCCCCCAGUCCGGGGGCCUGGAGCCCAGAGCUGCCCUGGGAAGUGCCGAUGCCAACUUGCCGCCCCCUGAGGCAGACCCCAUGCGCCGGGCCGCCGCUCACCCCUCAGCCAGGAGACACGAGACCCCCUGUCCCAAGGACUGUCAGCGUGUGGAGCGAGGCUAUGCCCAGUUCUCAGACGUCUGCCUCGGCGCCCCUCCGCCUGAGCACCACCCCAUCCUGUUCCUGGACAGCCUCCACGAGGCAAGCAGCCGGCCCGGAGGGCUGGGCCCCAGGAACAUGACGCCCACAGCGCAGGACUCGCCAGAAGGCAGCAGGUAAGAGAGGUCGACCCACUCAGGGCACCUGGGGGCUUGGUCUGGCCGCCCCAUCAGCUGCGCCACAGGUGGGGCCUCCCAGGUGUGCACAU